GUUGCCCAUUCCAAAUGUGCAACACAUAGGAACGUUUGGGACGGCAGAGAACUCGAAUGGGAACUAGAAGAACCCGAAGAAAGUGAAGAUAUUGCACCAUUCAAGAAAGUGGGUGAUAAUUUGAUAAAGUACUUUUGUCAUGAACAUCAUCUAAAGCUAGAGAAGUAUGACAGUGUUCGAGACGCAAAGAAACAAUCUCAAUCGUGCAUCCUUCGUAUCGACUCUAAUGAUUUUUACAAUUGUAUACAAUGUGAGUUCUUUCUUCAUGAAGUAUGUGCUGGUCUUCCUCAAAAAUUGGCUCAUGCAUUGCAUAAGCAUCCUUUGGUUCUAGACCCUUCUCCCAUAUUCGAUUACAAUUCCACAAGUUGUUCGACUUGUGCUCGUGAGUCCACUGGUUUUAGGUACAAAUGCUCAUCAAAAACUGAUUGCGACGAUGACUUUCAGUUAGAUGUUAGAUGCAUUUUAGUUCCUGAGUUAUUCACCCACAAAAAUCAUGAGCAUCCUCUAUUCAUCUCAACAUCAUAUUCAAGAAAAGGUAUCAUUUAUUGCCCUGGCUGCAAAGAUAGUGUUCGUAGUGAGUAUUAUCUACAAUGCACUACAUGUUCAUUUGCUAUGUGUUAUCGAUGCGCUACAAUUCCGUAUGAGUUAUAUUACAAAUAUGAUGCACAUCCUCUCUCACUAUGCUACGGAGAAGAUGCAGAGAAACCAUAUUGGUGUGAAGUAUGCGAGAAAGAAGUAAUUCCAAGAGAAUGGUUCUACUCAUGCAACAAAUGUUGCAUCACUGUCCACCUCGAGUGUAUAUUUGGAUCUUCCAUUUACGUCAAGUCAGGUGACACGUUCUAUUUUGGCUCUGAAUCGAUGAAAAUUCUUGGCAACAAUAGUCAUACUCGACCGAUUUGUUAUAAGUGUGACCAUCGUUGUCCGGACUCCAUAUACUACAAAUUGUUCGAGAAGGAUUUUUGUUCUUGGUUUUGUAUUUCGACAUCCGGCAUGGACAGUUUUGAGACGGAAUAA
Messenger RNA from Camelina sativa (false flax), 1014 nucleotides. NCBI's taxonomy places the organism in Eukaryota, Viridiplantae, Streptophyta, Magnoliopsida, Brassicales, Brassicaceae. The record is from RefSeq and is a predicted model, not a curated record.